AUGCUCGAUGUCGCACCAGUGGAGCUGUUCACUUGGAUGGACAAAAAAUCCCUUCAGUUUUUGAACUUUCCUCCUGAAAUGAUCGAAGAGGGUAUUGAUGUUGUCAUGCACUGGAUAAACGAAGACAAGGAGCCCGCGGCAAUGAAAGGCGGCGCAAAGAUUGUCCCAACUGAUUCUUUCAAAACAGCCCCGGAGUUGGACAUCGUUCUCAUGGGGGCUCAUGGUGCCUAUCAAACAAACGAGGCCGAGAAGAAGUUCAUAAGGAAGGCCUUCGAUAACUGCAGUGCGUUUGUUACGAUUUGUGGUGGCAUCUAUCCGCUUCUUGAGGCGGGACUGCUCCAGGGAAAGACUGUGGCAGCGCCUAGGCUUCUUCUCGAAGUGUCAAAGGGUAUGGCACCUGAUGUUGACUGGGUGGAUAGGCGCUGGGUGAGAGAUGGUAAGCUCUGGAGCUCUAGCACUCUACUUAAUGGUGCCGACUUGAUGAGGGCUUUUGCUGAAGAGAAUUGGGGGCGGCGUAGUGGGAUGAUGGAGGCACUGUUAGAUACGCUUCAUUUUCCCCAGCGUGAGGUGGACUUUAAAGACUUUGACGGGCAUAACAUCUCUCUUGGCCAUACCUGGGGAUUGUAG
This is a messenger RNA of Cordyceps fumosorosea ARSEF 2679, 627 nucleotides long. RefSeq lists its product as hypothetical. NCBI's taxonomy places the organism in Eukaryota, Fungi, Ascomycota, Sordariomycetes, Hypocreales, Cordycipitaceae. The transcript is spliced from 2 exons. The coding region runs from base 1 to 627 and encodes 208 amino acids. The record is from RefSeq and is a predicted model, not a curated record.